UAAUUUUUAAAACAAUCAUUAACAUUUCAGUCUUUAUUUCUAUAUAUCUCUAUACUCGAGUGACAUCAUCCUCCCGGUAGGAUGAUCAUAAAACACCGUGAGUGGCUGCUCAGCUGCUGCUCUAACACUUAUGACAUUAAAUUAUCACAAUUUUAUUUUAUAAACUUCUUUUUUUUAAAUCUCAAAAUCAAGUGUCAGUAUCAAUGUACUGUAAUUUUUAUUAGAACUACAUUACAGUUACAGUUUAUUAAAUAUUUAAUGGAUUAAUAAAUUAAUUGAUUGUUGGGUAAUUAGUAAUUAAAAUAAAUCCGUAACGAUGACGCUAGUUAGUCAGUAGCGAUGUGUGUCAACUAGUAAACUAUGUUGGUGUUGUAUUGGCGCGUGGGUAGUCGGCACGAUUAUUUUCUUAGGAGAAUUACACACACCCUCGCCACUGUUAUGUUGCCCGCAUCAGCAUCAGCAUCACCAGCCGGACUCCAGUCAGUAUGCCGCUAAAUAAUCUGUAACCGUCCCCUCAUCUGUGCCGUCUUACAUCUUAACAUAUUAUAUAUAUGUAUAAUAUAAUGUAUCCAUUUGUGUAGUCGGUGUAGUCUUUGGUGUAAUACGAGUGCGGUGAGACCUACGAGAGACUACCAACAUAUAUAUGCCCUUAUUUUAUUAUUGUAUUGUAUAUCAUACAAGAGUUUAAGAAAUAAACCGACCAUGAAGAAGUAGAAGAAGAAGAAGGAGGAAGAGGAAAAGAAACAAGUAGAAGAAGCAAAAGUUACUGAAGAAGUAGUUUACUGGAGCCCUUGUAGUGAAAAAUAGGACCGCGUGACGUACACACGUGCUUUUUACCCCUGACAGAUUUCUCAUUCACGUGUUUAUAAUAAUAAUUAUUGUUAUUAUUGUAUUUUUAUAUAAAAGACAUUAGUUUAUUUAUUGAAUUUAGUAAAUUAUAAUGAAGUGGAUAGUGUUUUAUAUAUAUUCAGUGUUUAGUGAUAUCAGGAAUUAAUUUAUUAAAUAAAAAGUGCUGUGUUAAAAAUAAUUUAACGGGAAGUUUAGUUGUGAUUGUUGUUAAUUUAUAAAAAUAAAUAAAAGGAAUCAAGAAUCAUCAACAUAAUUAUCAUUUUCAUUAAGUUAUGUGUGUGGAUUAUGAGUUAUCGCAUAUUUUGACCUUUUAAUUAUUAUUUUGUUAAUAUUAUUCAAUCGGAACGUGAUUUAAUUCUGAAGACAAAAACAUCAUCGACUAAAUCAUCACUUAAAAUAAGAGAGAAAAAGAAGAAAAAAAGUGUAUAAAGUAUGAGAUUAAAAAAAAAUAUGGAGCAAAAAAUAACAGUAGAAAAAUAAACAGAGAUCUCUAACACAAGUUAGCAGCUUGUGUAUGAUUAUGAUGCCUUCGUGGAUACUCACCGCAACUGCGUUGGAUUUAAAUGAACAAAUAAACACAAAAUUUACCCUAACGAAGGGCCAUCUCUUUGCCUCUGGUUUGUCUGGAUUAAUUAAACCGUUAACUAAAAAUAAUAUCAAACUAUUCCAAAGACAAUAAUGCAUUUAAAAUUAUUUAAAUUAAAAUAUAAUUAAUAAAUAAAUAAAUUCAUAAUUUUCACAAUGUGUUCAAAGUCAAUGGUAUUCAAAUUUAAUUAGUUCCAUUAAAGAAUAAGUCUGCUGAUUAAUUAGUACUGCCAACCAAUGUAUUAAUUAUUAUUUAUUUUUUUUUUUUCUUUAUUACAAUAAAUAAAAAAGUGUUCUUUAAUUUAAAACUAAAUUAAUAUGAAAGUCAAAAUGAAAUAAUUAAUUAUAAAUAUAAUUUUAAUUGUAUAAAAUAUUACCAACAAUCAGCUUAAAUAGUUUCGUCCUGUACGAUGACGUUCGCUGUUGAUUGUAUGAAUUUCGCACUUUUAGUAAUUUGCUCACGAGUAUUUCAUUUUGCGCUUGGUCUUAGUGCUCAUUAUUACAAGAGUCAAUUGGAAGCACAUUUAAAACUUCACAAUGAAAAAUGGUCAACAGAUUACGUAAAAAAGUGCAAACUCUGCAACAAGCAAUUUACUCAACCCGCUCUUUAUCGUAUUCACAUAAGAGAACAUUACAAAUUGCAGACUAAGAUGAUGAAGCAUACAAAGAGAGGACCGACUAAUAGAGUUAUAUAUAAAUGUAAAAUAUGUUUGAAAAUGUUUCAAAAACCCAGUCAAUUAAUGCGACAUCUUAGAGUACAUACAGGCGAAAAACCUUACACGUGCAAUAUUUGUAAUCGAUCGUUUUCACAAAAAGGUUCACUUCAAAUUCAUAAAUGGAGACAUAUUGGUAUUAGACCGUAUCAUUGUGGUCAAUGUGAUUCGAAAUUUAGUCAAAAAGGUAAUUUAAAUGCUCAUAUUAGAAGAGUACACCGUCAACCAGAUGGUGAGACAGCUUAUCCAUGUUUGCGAUGUACAUGUGCUUUUAAAAAAUUAGCAAGUUUAAGUAUGCAUAUGAAAAAAGUUCAUGCUGUUCCUAUAGAAAAUACACCAAUAUUUGAUAAUUCAACUCCGGAUUUAAACACUAAAAAGUCUGGAGAGUCAGAGGACAAAAGUGAUAUACUACAAGAAGCUUUGAAGAUAAGCGGCUUAUCGGAUAAAGGAAAAACUCCUAAUACUGAUAAUGUAAAUUCUCCGAAAGUUAAAGAAGAAGUACAAACUUGUUAUGUAACUCUCAUGGAUAAAACACCUGAAGGUGGUUUCAGACGAUAUGUUACAAUAAAACAACGUAGUAUUGGUCAUAUAAAAUGGUACUCGUGCUCGUAUUGUCAUAAAGAAUUUAGAAAACCAUCAGAUCUAAUUCGUCAUUUACGAGUACACACUCAAGAAAAACCUUACAAGUGUUCAUACUGUUGUCGUUCAUUCGCUUUAAAGUCAACGAUGAUUGCCCAUGAACGUACACACACAAGUACAAAAAAUUAUAUUUGUGGGACGUGCAAUAAAAAGUUCACUUGUCAUAGCAGUUUAAAAGCUCACACCAGAACGCAUACAAAACCACACAAGUGUAACUCGUGUGGUAAAUCAUUUAGUACAAUUACCCUAUUGAAAAGUCAUAUGCAAAACCACUUAAAAACAUUAUCAGCAGAUGCAGAAGCUUUGAUACCACAAAUUAUAUUAGAAGAGCCACUGGUAAUAAGUGACGCUGGUGAUAAAAUAAGUGUUGCUCAUGUUAAAUCUAAACAACAGAAAAAUGGUGAUGAUAGCAAUGAUAGCGCUGGUAGACCACACAAAUGUUGGACUUGUCCAGCAGCAUUUAGAAAAAUAAGUCAUUUAAAACAACAUUAUCGUCGUCAUACUGGCGAACGUCCAUUUAAAUGUCCAAAAUGUGACGGUAGAUUUACGUCAAAUAGUGUUCUUAAAGCUCACUUACAGACUCAUGAAGCAGCUAGGCCUCAUAAUUGUACUGUUUGUAAUGCUAAAUUUUCAACACACAGUAGCAUGAAACGUCAUUUAGUUACUCACAGUAAUGUAAGACCGUUUAUGUGUCCUUACUGUCAUAAAACAUUCAAAACUACUGUUAAUUGUAGAAAACAUAUGAAGAUACAUAAAACAGAACUUGCUCAACAGCAGUUAGCAAAACAAAACGUACAAGAAAAAAUUAUUGAAACUCCAAUACCAGAUAAAGUAACAAUACCCACGUUAACAGAAAAUUUAAAUUUACCGGAAGAUAUUACAAAUACUUUCCAACCAAAUAUAAGCUCUGAUUUUACUCAAGCAUUUAAUGAUCAGUUUACAUCUAUGGAUGUUGAUAAAAGUAAAUCGUUUUUAACUGAUGAUAGCCGUACUGAAACAAUAGAAAAUUUACCGCAAGUUAAUACAAAUCAGUUAGAGCCGACUCAAACAUUACAUGCCGAUGAAACUGGUACUAUUACAUUACCUAAUUAUUCUGGAGAUCAAUCUCUUACAGCAGAAAGUAUCCGUGAAAUAGAAGAAACUUUGAAUCAACAAUUAUUCAAUAUUGGUAUGAAUCUCGGUUUGAAUACAAAUUUAUCACGACAGAUAAGUGAAACAGACGUAACAUUAGAAACUCGUGAGCAGCCGGUACUAAAUAUUAUUUACAACUCAAAGACUCUUGAUUCAUCAGAUAAUAUUAAUCAAAACAUUUUUCCGCCGCACUUUGAUACUUUUGACAUGAGUCAAAUAACACUGCAGGCAGAUACUGAAAUGGAUAUUGGAAUAAAUUCAGCGAAUUCCACAAGUAUGGCAAGUAUUUUACCAAAAUCAGCUCAAGAAGCUCAACGAUUGGUUCCAGUUUCUACUUGUAAUACCACCAUCACAACUACAUCAGAGUCAGGUCAUUUAAAAGAAUCGCGACAUCUUGUUGUUAAUUCAACUCCAUCUUAUUCAGAUUUAUCUAAACCCGUACAAUCUUGUCCAAAGUAUCCUAAAAUAAUAGCCAAAGCCGAUACGACUAAUGAAAUAGAUAUUUUAAAUUUAAACAGUGAAUCUAAUGAUCAUUCAGUUCCAUUAGUUUGUAAUUAUUGUGACAAACUAUUUGGACAAUUAGAUGAAUUAAAAGCACACAUGGAUAAUCAUGUGUCUGGUUUAACAAACAUUGAUACAACUACUGAUGAUAAUAGCAAUACAAGUAUUAAAAAAAUUGUUGAAAAUAGUAACGGGUCAUUGCAAUGUCAUAUGUGUUAUAAAAAAGAUUUUGAUGUUACUUCAUUGAAGAAACAUUUGAAAACUCAUCGUGGUGAAAAAGAAUUUCAGUGUACAGAGUGUCCGUUAAAAUUUUGUACCAACGGUGGACUGAGUCGUCAUUUAAAAAUGCAUGCAUGUAAAAAAAUAGAUAACUGGACAUGCUCAGUAUGUUUUGAAUCAUUUUCAACAGAAAAUCAGUUAACGAUUCACAGUAGAACACACGAUAUUGGAUGGAAUUCACAAAUAGAACCUGACAGUUCACAACAAGAUUCACUAAAAAUGGAAUCGGAUUUAUUGACAAUAAAUUCCGAUUCUGUUGUAUCAGUAUCGGAAAAAUUACUAUUUGAUACAGUAGUUGAACAAAAUUUUAUUAAAAAUAAAAAUAAUGAUUUUCAAGAAAAGAAAGAGUAUGACAAUAAAUGUAAAUAUUGUCCGAAAACUUUUAGAAAACCAAGUGAUUUAACUCGUCAUGUAAGAACGCAUACCGGGGAGCGUCCGUAUCAAUGUGAACAUUGUGAUAAAAGUUUUGCUGUUAAAUGUACUCUAGAUUGUCACAUUAAAGUUCAUACUGGCAAUGAAAAAUUCUCUUGUCACGUUUGCAAUAGAUUAUUUGCAACAAAAGGAAGUUUGAAAGUUCACAUGCGUUUACACACUGGUUCAAAACCAUUUAAAUGUUCUAUUUGUAAUUUACAAUUUCGUACUUCGGGUCAUCGUAAAGUACAUUUACAUACUCAUAUGCGCGAUAAUGAUAAAAACAUAAGUGGCAAUAAUACAAUUAAUAAUAAACGUAAGCAAAAGUCAACAAAAAUUCAAGUAAUACCAGAGUUUAAAAAUGAAAUUGAAGAAGAUAUGAGUGAAGAAUCAUUAGUGGAUGUUAAUCAACAAAAUGAAUUUCCAAAUAUCGAUACAAUAACAAUUGACGCGACUGGAUUGUCAGAUCAACUAACAUUUAAUGCGGAUGGUACGAUAUUAAAUAAUAAUUCAAUGUUAUCUAUAAAUGAAAGUAAUCAGCUUGUAGCUAAUUUACAUUUUUUAAUUGCCAAUGGACUGGUUACAAUACAAGCUGAUGAAAAUUUAUUACCGCAAUUGAGUGUUAAUAAUAAUAAUCCACAUAAUACUAAUGUUAAUGUUAACAAUAAUAUUGAAAAUCAAAAUGAACAUACACUAGUUGCACCAACUACACUAGAACAAGUAUCAAAUAUUCAAACUAAUAGUUUAGUUAUUACACAAAUAAAUAAUCUUUCAUCUAAUGUAGAGCGCACUCCACAAUUACAAUUGAAUGAUUGUAUGGCACUCGUUGAUUUACCAUCAACUACUUCAAGUGUAGUUAAUGAAAUUCCAUCAUCACAACCAUCAGCAUCAAUUCCAGUAUCAGUAUCAGUACCAGUACCAGUUCCCGUAUCAGUAAUUCCACAAUCAACAAAAUCAAUUGAUAAAAUUGGUAACAGUAAUAAUAAAACAUCAAAUAAUAAAAAAGAAUGUGAUAUUUGUGGUAAAACAUUUAUGAAACCAUGUCAAGUUCAAAGACAUAAACGUAUUCAUACAGGUGAGAAACCAUAUAAAUGUGAAUUAUGUUGGAAAUCUUUUGCACAGAGAUCGACAUUACAAAUGCAUAUGAAACAUCACACUGGCGAUCGUCCCUAUUCUUGUCCACACUGUGAUUAUUCAUUUACACAAAAAGGUAAUUUACAAACUCACCUCAAACGUGUACAUCAGAUGGACGAUACUAAUGAUAAAAAAAAAUUAAAAACAACACAACACAUAAUUAAUAAUAAAAUUAUACAGCAGGAUGAUAAUGGGAUUCCUAACUUGGAUGAUAUUUCAAUAGUUGAAUUACUUAAGUAAUUGGUUUCUUUUUUAAAUCAAUUAAUUCAUUAAGUAAUUCAGUGUACUUGCAUUUUUUAAUUAGAUGAUUCAUGUGUUGAAAAUGUUCAUUUAUUUAUUAUCAACCAUCGCUUGAUAAUUUUUUUAUUCAACUCAAGAAUCAUCUUUCAAGUCAAAGAUAUUAAUUUUUUUUAAAAUAACUAAAGUUUUCUUUAUAUUUAUAAUUCUAAUCAAUUCCAUAUAUUUUUUUAAUUUGAUUAAUAAUUAAUAAAAUGCUAU
Molecule: messenger RNA, 6740 nt
Organism: Microplitis mediator
Lineage: Eukaryota; Metazoa; Arthropoda; Insecta; Hymenoptera; Braconidae
Product: zinc finger protein 236-like
Exons: 14
Coding region: 1845-6482 (1545 amino acids)
Biological process (GO): regulation of transcription by RNA polymerase II
Molecular function (GO): DNA-binding transcription factor activity; RNA polymerase II cis-regulatory region sequence-specific DNA binding
Source: RefSeq, a predicted model, not a curated record